Messenger RNA from Vicia faba (fava bean), 1575 nucleotides. NCBI's taxonomy places the organism in Eukaryota, Viridiplantae, Streptophyta, Magnoliopsida, Fabales, Fabaceae. The record is from the annotation of a GenBank genome assembly.
AUGAGUGACCCUUCAUCACAAGGUUGCAGCUUUAUCCCUUCAAGAUCGUGGGCUGUGACUAACUCUGCAGUUUGGUGUGGUUGGUGUUGGAAUUCUAACAAGGGUUCAUGUAGGAACUUUUGUGGAGAUUUUGUUGCUGUAGGUGUUGUUAAAGAAAUGCUGAAAGGAAAGAAAUCAAUGGAGAUGGAUUUCUUCUCAGAAUAUGGUGAUGCCAACCGGUAUAAAAUUCAAGAAGUAAUUGGCAAAGGUAGUUACGGUGUUGUUUGUUCAGCCGUUGACACUCACACGGGUGAAAAGGUUGCAAUAAAAAAGGUUCAUGGUAUCUUUGAGCAUAUAUCUGAUGCUGCGCGUAUUCUUCGUGAGAUAAAGCUUCUCAGACUUCUUCGACAUCCCGAUAUUGUUGAAAUUAAGCACAUUAUGUUGCCUCCUUCAAGCAGGGAUUUCAAAGAUAUUUAUGUUGUUUUUGAACUCUUGGAGUCUGAUCUGCAUCAAGUCAUUAGAGCCAAUGCCGACUUAACGAAAGAGCACUAUCAGUUUUUUCUUUACCAAUUACUUCGAGCUUUGAAGUAUAUUCACACCGCAAAUGUAGUUGCUUUCAGUGACACUCCAACAACUGUAUUUUGGACGGAUUAUGUUGCGACAAGAUGGUAUCGAGCACCAGAGCUCUGUGGAUCAUUUUACUCAAAGUAUACUCCGGCAAUUGAUAUUUGGAGUAUCGGAUGCAUCUUUGCCGAAGUAUUAAUAGGAAAACCCCUUUUUCCUGGAAAAAGUGUUGUCCAUCAGUUGGAUCUAAUCACGGAUUUGCUUGGGACCCCCUCACUCGAUGCUAUAUCUCGGGUACGCAAUGAUAAAGCAAGGAGAUACCUAACUAGUAUGAGGAAAAAGCAGCCUGUACCAUUUGCGCAAAAAUUUCCUAAUGCGGAUCCUUUAUCACUACGACUACUCGAAAGGUUGCUCGCCUUUGAUCCAAAAGACCGGCCUACUGCUGAAGAGGCAUUAGCUCAUCCUUACUUUGAGGGACUGGCAAAAAUUGAAAGGGAACCAUCCUGCCAGCCAAUUACACAAAUAGAGUUUGAAUUUGAAAAGAGAAGAGUAUCAAAGGGAGAGAUUCGAGAUUUAAUUUUCCUUGAGAUCCUCGAGUACCACCCUCAACUAAAUGGAAGAGAGAAGACUAAUUUUCUUUAUCCAAGUGCUGUUGAUCAAUUCAAAAAUCAGUUCACUCAUCUCGAGGAAACUGGUGGUAAAAGUGAUCCAGUUGUGCCACUUGAAAGAAAACAUGCAUCACUUCCCAGGUCCACGACUGUACAUUCAAAUGAGCAUUCAAAUAUUGCUUCCAGCAGAGACCGGCAAACAACUGAGGAAUAUAACACUAGUUAUUCGGAAUCCAGCAACAUUCAGGGACUGAAAAUAAUUCCACUGGAAACUCCUGGUAAAGCUGUUAGACCGCUUGUUCGGUACGGGCACGAGAGUAUUGUCAAUGAUUCAUAUGAUUCUAGGACGUCAAUGAGAGGCAAACCAUAUCCAGCAUUGUUGAAUCAAAACCGAAAUAGCAUCAGAUUUAACCAUAAGUAUUGA